This is a messenger RNA of Rhineura floridana, 6997 nucleotides long. RefSeq names its product potassium channel tetramerization domain containing 9 (gene KCTD9). The coding region runs from base 634 to 1803 and encodes 389 amino acids. The transcript is spliced from 12 exons. The record is from RefSeq and is a predicted model, not a curated record. Gene Ontology annotation, molecular function: protein binding. NCBI's taxonomy places the organism in Eukaryota, Metazoa, Chordata, Lepidosauria, Squamata, Rhineuridae. Gene Ontology annotation, biological process: intracellular signal transduction; protein homooligomerization.
GAACUACAUAUCCCUCCGCCACUCAGCACCCUACGGCUAGUUUUCUUUCCAUCUCCGGGUUCCAGCUUCAAUCCAGCCUUUGGCGACCGAACCUGGCAGCGCUGCUUGCAAUUCUCAGUCCAUAAACCAGAAAUCUUCCACACUUGAGGAACUACGUUCUCCUAAUCCUAUUUUUUUCUUGUAACGAGUACCGGCCCGGCGGAAGGUUUAUGUGAAAUAACUUGAAAAGCGAAGAACGAUAUUUGAAAUAGAGCACGUGGUGCUAACUUAGCCAAUCGGGAGCGAUGUAAAAAACCCAAAUAAAUAAAAGGGUAGAGCCUUCUGUUGAAAGGAUGGAGCCCCGCCCCUCUCCUCCAUCCAGCCUUUGAUAGGCUGCUGCUUGAGGUUCUUCCCAGUCUUGCUGUGAGGAGCGAAGCUUGAGACCAUUCUGAGAUGAGAAGAUCCGCCUAUCACAUCGACUUUGUUUCCCAUUGGAUAAAAAGAAGGAGAGAGAGAGAAAAAAUAAGAAUGAGUACCGUGGAUUGGUGGGCGGAAAUGCCAGUUAGAGAACUCCAGGUUCCGGGUUUGUAGUCAGGCCGGUAAGAAGUCACAGGAACAGCUUCAGGAGCAUCAAAAACUCUGGGGAGGGAAGCGAUGAAGAGAGUCACCUUGUUUGUUAAUGGCAGCCCCAGAAAUGGAAAGGUUGUGGCUGUUUAUGGGACGCUGUCUGAUUUGCUCUCGGUCGCUAGUAGUAAGCUUGGAAUAAAAGCAACCAGUGUGUACAAUGGGAGAGGUGGGCUCAUUGACGACAUUGCUUUGAUUAGGGAUGAUGAUGUUCUUUUUGUAUGUGAAGGGGAACCGUUUAUUGAUCCAGAGACCGAUGUAAACCCUCCCGAAUCAUUAACAGGAUCUCACUCAGACUGGAUAACGCUCAAUGUUGGAGGAUGGUACUUCACAACUACCCGGAGCACUUUAGUUAGUAAAGAACCUGAUAGCAUGCUGGCUCGGAUGUUUAAAGAUAAAGAUGCCUGGGGGAACAAGCGGGAUUACCGGGGAGCCUUCUUAAUUGACCGUAGUCCCGAGUACUUCCAACCAAUUUUGAACUUCUUGCGUCAUGGACAGCUCAUUGUAAACGAUGGCAUCAAUUUGCUGGGAGUCUUAGAGGAAGCCAGAUUUUUUGGGAUUGACUCACUGAUAGAACAUCUGGAAGUAGCUAUUAAGAAUUCACAACCCGCCGAAGAUCAUUCUCCAAUCUCCCGAAAGGAAUUUGUCAGGUUCUUACUUGCAACCUCAACCAAGUCUGAGCUACGCUGUCAGGGUUUAAAUUUCAGUGGGGCAGAUCUGUCCCGUUUAGACCUCCGAUAUAUCAACUUCAAGAUGGCCAACUUGAGCCGAUGCAACCUGGCACACGCCAACCUGUGCUGUGCAAAUCUUGAACGAGCAGAUCUCUCCGGAUCAGUUCUAGAUUGUGCCAACCUGCAAGGAGUAAAGAUGCUUUGUUCUAAUGCAGAAGGAGCAUCGCUGAAAGGAUGCAAUUUUGAGGACCCCUCUGGUCUUAAAGCUAACCUUGAAGGUGCCAACUUGAAAGGCGUCGAUAUGGAAGGCAGUCAGAUGACUGGAAUUAACCUAAGAGUUGCAACUUUGAAAAACGCAAAGCUAAAAAACUGCAAUCUGAGAGGAGCAACUUUGGCAGGAACUGACUUAGAGAAUUGUGACCUGUCGGGUUGUGAUCUACAAGAAGCAAACCUGAGAGGAUCGAACGUGAAAGGGGCCAUUUUCGAAGAGAUGCUCACACCGUUGCACAUGUCUCAGAGCGUCAGAUAGGCUGACCAGAAGAAUGGGAGAUUCUUGCUGCAGAUUGUUCCACCCUUUAUCCUUAAUAAUGUAGGAGUGAUGAUUCUUCCACGGCUUGGAGUUUCUCAGCAGUUGACUAAGGAAUUGCCUCUGAUAGCACAGAUGUGGGAACUUCCUUUUCGUAGGCAUAAAAGUAAAUAUUGAACUGCAUCAGCAAAGUUAGAGGGCUUAGGAACCAGAGGUGUUGCUGUUUGCUCACUUUAGAAUGCAUUUUAGGAUUUCUUUUAAUUUAUAAAAGCACGAUAUAUGCAAUUUAUAUUUAUUGAACUUCUAGUUGCAGUAUGGUAAGUUCAAACAUAGUAGCAAAAACUGAGGUUUGCAGCAGGGCUUGUUUGUUUUUGCAUAGUAAAAUGUGAGCGUGGGAGGCAGUGUCAAAUGUGCCCACUUUCAGGUACCACUUUUGUAGAGCAAAAAUGGCUGCUAACUAGAUUUGUCACAUGUAACAUAACCUUCACUCCUAUGACCUUGGAUUCAAAUAUUCAGUGGUUUAAUAUAACCCAAAAGGGAAUGUUGCGGGUCUCAUCUUGCCCCCCAGCCCAUAAUGACGGCAGUGGCAAGAAUUGCCGUUUGAGCUGGACAUUCUACUCUCUACCAAUUGCCAAUAUCUGGCUUAAGAAGUCUGUUCUCAUUCAUUAAUCAGAAUUGGAUCCAGUAACAUACGAGAGACACUCAGUGUAGUAUUUUGAACAUUCUCUGCUGUUUAUUAUAGCACACUUUGAAGUGGGCAAUAUUCAGGGCAGAGGCCCAGUCACCUUCAGAUCCCUGAAGGUUUCUCCAUUAGGAACCUAGGAAUCUGCCCUAUGCUACGUCAUACCAUUAGGGAACUUUCUUGGCCUAGCAGGCCACAUCAUAAUCAAUCUCCACCCCUGCAGGCCAACUUUGACAAGGUGGGCAGGACAACCGACCUGUCAAUCGUCUGACAUCAUUAUGCCCAUGGGGAAGUCAGUCACAGCUGGCUUGAACUCGCCACCCAGCAGUUGAUGGGCAUCCUUGCUUUCUGGAGUGAUUGGCUGCAUGAUUGAGUUUUUCAUGGAGAAAUCUUGUUGCACAGCCAAUCCAGACAUGCCUCUUCCUGCCCCCCACCUGACAUCACAUAUAAUGUCAGGUGCAUGUGCCUUGAGGAAAAUGGCCUCACAGGCCAAACUGGGAUGCAUGCACCCACUUUGGCUUCAUGGGCGAGAGGUUCCCCACCUCUUAUCUACACUGACUAGCAUUAGCUCUCCAGGGUUUCAGACAAGGGCCUCUCCUAGCUCUGGAUGCCAAGGAUGAAACCUGUUACCUUUUGUAUGUUUAAAGCAUGUCCUCUGUCACUCAUCCAGUGCAGCAGUGGUGACAAAUGUGUGGCUGCUUCACAUGUUAUGGGGCAAAGAUACUUACAUUUGUCCCUGUUCACAUGUUACAGCUGGCUAGUUGUGUCUCGACAGCUGUAACAGGCCGGUACUGUUGCAGAUUUUCACCACUGUGGAGUUAACGUCUUGCAUUUCUGUCUGGCCCAUCCUGACCUUUCCUUUCUGCUUUUCCUGGCUAAAAUGAAAAGUUGGAUUUCAUGCCACUUGGGGAAACUUAGCUGCAUAUGCUCAAGUGAUUCUGGUUGUUGCUAAGAUCUCUCUUAGAGAUCAGAAAUAGCCCAGCCUCAAAUACCUCUUGCCAAAAAUGCUGGGGAAGACAAGUCCAGGAGUUUGAACAGCAUAAAGCUUUCUCUGGGCAAACGAGAGAAAACAGUAAAGGGAAAUCUAUAAACACCACCACCCCCCGGCAACAGAAUCCCUCCCAGUUACUUUUUCCCUGUUCUCCACUCCCCAAGAACUUUUUUGUAUGUGACUGUAGCAGGCGGAAGAAGGAACAACAGGAAAACUAGUUAAGAAGUAUAGCAGGGCAACAAGCUCACUAUUUCAUUUAAUGCAGGGAUGGGCAACCUGUGGCCCUCCAACUGUCAUCAGCCCCAAUCUGUUUGGGCAAUGGUCAAGAAUGAUGGAGUCUGGCAACACCUGGAAAGCCGCAGGUCCCCCAUCCUUGAUUUAAUUGAAUGCAGGCAAAUAUUUUGGGCAGCCUUUACAUUCACAUUUCCCCCCCGUUGCAACUGGAGUGAGGCGCCCAGGUUUUUGUCCUACUUGUAUAUGUAUUCUUGGUCUGCACCAAUGCUCCUUCUAGAGCCUCCUCCUUCAGGCGAGGCCCAGGCCCCGAGCGCGAGCUGUUGCAGUAGCCGCCCAACAUAAACCAGCAACAGCAGUGGCAGCAGAAGCCCGGGGAGCAGCCGCUGAGCAAGCCCGAGGAUGUGGAGAUGGAAGCCUAUCUGGACCCUGGGAGAAGGCACUGCUACCAAGGAACCUGUUACAGCCUUCUUUGAAGGAUAUGGACUGUUACACAGUGAUGGGGCUUCAUUGUAUACAGGAAUACCCCGCUAUACGGACCUUCAUUUAACAUACACUCACUUUUACGGACAUACUCCGUACUCCACCAUGCCCGUUUAUGUACGCUUGCUUCACACUUAUGGACACUUAACGGUGCAUGGGGGUGGAAAUAGACGCGAUCGUGCCACCGCAAAUCAGCUGCGAGGUGCAAUUGCAAUCAGCUGAGAGGCACGCAGCAGCAGAGGCUUUAGCGUGGGCUUUGAGGCUCUGCAUGAAGGAGAGGUAAAAAAAGUUUUAAAAGGUAGUGCUUCACUUUAAGGACAUUUUAGGUUUACGUACUCUCUCUGGUCCCAUUGAGUACGUUAAUGCGAGGUAUUCCUGUAUAUAUUUUUUCUUUCUGUCUUUUUCUCUCUCUUGCAAACUAGAUUGAUUUGAGAUUUUGGCUUGUUUUGUGUUAUUUUGUGGUGUUAUUUAUUAAUACUGUUAUAGUUUUUUCUAUUAUGUUCUGAAUUGUUUUUAUUACAUUGUUUUGUUCUUGCUAUGGAAGCAACUUUGAGGUCACCUGGUGAUGAAAAGCGGCAUACAAAUAUACUAAAUAAAUAAUGAAAUAGAGUGGGGUAGCAUCAUGGCACCUUCCUGAUGUUUUGGACUACAGUUCCAUCAUUCCUGACCAUUGGCUGGGGCUGAUGGGGGAAUGGGAAUUCAUAACAGCUGGAGGGCAACAUGUUGGCUAUCCCUAUUUUAGAGGAACAGUAAGCAGCAGUUAGGUAUGCAGACCAUAACCUAUGCAACAAUCCAGUUGAUUUAUGAAGGUGGGAAGCUAAUGGAUCUUCCUUUUGGGGUGACCAGAAGAAUAGCUGUGGUUAAACAGGGAUAGGAACUGCCAUUGCAAAAGCCCUUCUCCCUCCUUGUUGCCCAAGGUCUGCCUUCACCAACCUGGUGGCCUUCAGAUGAGCUGAUGGGGUUGUAGUCCAAACAUCUGGAAGGCAGCAGGUUGGCAGAGUGUCCUUAUAGCGAACCGUGUGUCCACGUUUUUUGGCUCAGUGCUAGUUUAUGCUGCUCAUUCUUUACACCAGCGUAACCUUAUCACAAUGAGACAUUUUCCACUGUCAUGCCAAUACAUUACCUUUCUGUGUGUGUGUCUUUAUGUUUCUGUACCUACAAUCAAAACAAGCACAUGUAGAAACUUUCAAUACCAAAUAAAGCUGGGUGCCAGCAAAAAUGCAUACCUCAGAUGCUGACUUUCACACAGCUCAGAAAGCAAAGGAGUGGGCACUGCCAGAACGAGGUAGUGAUCACCGACACCUCCCCCACCAAAAAGAAAAUCUUAGUAAGAUUGUAAAGCUGUGUAUGCUACCUCAGCUUUAGGGAAUAACCAAUGGGACCUGCAACACAAUGUUGCAGUGUGGAUUGCUUGUAUUUGGGUUUCCCGAUGAGCCGUUCCAUUUGCUCUCCCAACAAUCAACCGCCACUCCAUGCACACUGAACACUCUCGGUCCUCGUUGGGCAGUGUUUGCCCCUCCACGAAAGAUUUUUGUAUUUCUACUAAUCUGUGGGUUUUCCCAAGUCCGGUGAUACCUCACUCUUGUGCUUGGGUGGUGCUGUUUUCGUACAUCAGCACUCAUGCAUGAGCAUAGGUAAGAGAAGGAAUAAUAGAUCCAAAUUAUCACAUGCAUUUCUGCCCCUUUAGCUAGCAUGUAUAUAAUGAACGCAGGGUGGUAGUAAGCCCACUUUACAUGUAACUAUCCAUUUCGCGAUGGAUACAUGCACUCCUACAUGCAAUCCAAAUGCCUACAUGUCUCUUAUAUGCACGCAUUGGGAAGCAGCCAAGCUUGUCUUGUCACAAGUGAGAAAAUACAUGCUGUUUUCUGAUAAAGGAAAGUGAGUGUCCUGGUAGGAGAUCAGCAUAUCUGAAGAAUCUGCAAUAAGUAUACUUUAUUGUAUCUGAAAAAGCAAAGUUCUACCCCAGCAAACAGAUUCUCACAUUACCUCUGGUUUUAAUGAUGAAACUGGUUUCUCAGAUGCAAUUUGGGAGUUGAGUUUCUCCUUAAUGUGGGAAACUGAACUUCAUGCUGUAAGUGCAAUGGAAUCUUUGGCCUUCAUAGUUUUUAAAAUUAAUUUCCUUCCACUGUUUGCAAAUAAAAUAAUCAUUUUUGGCUGUUCCACAUUGCUGCAAUUUCAACUUUAGUACAAUAUUUGCUUUGUUUUAGUGCCAGCCUUAACCAAGCAAGCAGGAACAUUAUUCACUCGCCUUUACAAGGUAUGAUUGUGAGUGGAGUCCAAGUACAUUGAUUGCGUGUGGGGGGAGAGUACCCAGAAAUUCUACUUUAGAAACAUCAAGCAAUCUUCUGGCUUCCAGGAUUUAGAACUGGGGUGGAGAACCUCUGGCCUUCCAGGUUUUUUUGGGCUAGAGCUCCCAUCAUCCCUGAGUAUUGGCCUUACUGUCUGAGGCUGAUGGGAGUUGGAGUUCAGCAACCUGUGAAGGGGCCACAGGUUCCCCACCAUGAUUUACAAUACUGAAAAACGCCAUGGGUGAUUUCAACAAAUCAUUAGUACAGAGGUGGAGGUGAGAGCUACAUUAUAAAAGGUGCUGCUUCCUUUGGGAUACCAAACCAACCUCUCACAAUUACUUUAACAUGGUUUGAAGAAAUCAGUGUAGCUACUUUUUUUUCCUUUUGGUUUAUCGCAUUUGUAUCGGACAGUAGUAAGAUGUUAUAUUGGAGAACUCUAUUUUUUAAUCUUUGUGUAUAAAUGCUACUCGUUUCACUGAAGUAUUUCUUGAGUGAUUGCAGCACUGUUCCCUUGCACAGAAG